This is a messenger RNA of Portunus trituberculatus (swimming crab), 5382 nucleotides long. RefSeq lists its product as uncharacterized. The coding region runs from base 3687 to 5261 and encodes 524 amino acids. NCBI's taxonomy places the organism in Eukaryota, Metazoa, Arthropoda, Malacostraca, Decapoda, Portunidae. The record is from RefSeq and is a predicted model, not a curated record. The transcript has 3 exons.
AGACCACGUACGGGAAACAGAAUUGAAAUGGGGGGAAAAUUAUUCAAGCGAGCGAAGGAAGAGUGGAAUGAAGUUGGACUGGUGGGGAGGAGAACGUCUCAAGGGUGGAAGGAGUGUGAUGGGUGUGUUUGAAGGGAAGGGAAGAAGAAGGGAGAAUAAGAGCGAAGGAAGGUGAUCUGGAAGAGAGAGAGAGAGAGAGAGAGAGAGAGAGAGAGAGAGAGAGAGAGAAGGGAGGAAAUGUUUCAGGCUUUGGAAGGGAAAGAUAGAGUUUUAAUAAUUGAUUGGAAUGGCAAGAGAAGAAAGACUGGGAGAGAAAUGAUUUGGGAUGUGUAAGAAAAGGUGAAGAAAGGGAAAGUGUUUCAAGAUUAUCAAGAGAAAGAAGGGAAAUGUUGUAAGAGAGAAAUGUUCAAGGUUUGAGUGGAAAAGCCGAGAAAUGUUCAAGGUUUGAGUGGAAAAGCCGAGAAAUGUUCAAGGUUUGAGUGGGAAAGUCGAGAAAUGUUCAAGGUUUGAGUGGAAAAGCCGUGAAAUGUCCAAGGUUUGAGUGGGAAAGCCGAGAAAUGUCCAAGGUUUGAGUGGGAAAGCCGAGAAAUGUCCAAGGUUUGAGUGGGAAAGUCGAGAAAUGUUCAAGGUUAGAAAGGGAAGGGAGGAAAGAGGGAAGUGGGGCGUUUCAAGGUUAAGAAAGGGAAAGAAGAAAAGGGAGGACGUUAAUUUCAAGGUGUAGAAAGGAAUGGAAAAGAAAGCUAAAAAUGUGUGAAAAUUACUUCAGAUAAAUUUUUAUUUUCCACCGGUUUAUGGUGAACAGACUGACAGACAGACAGAAGACGUAGGCACAGACAAAAGGGAAAUGGGAAGGUAGACAGACAGAUGAACGAACGACCGAGCAAAUAGACAAACAGAUUGCAACGGACGGACGGACACACACACACACACACACACACACACACACACACACACACACACACACACACACACACAGAAAGACAGAAAGAGAGAGAGAGAGAGAGAGAGAGAGAGAGAGAGAGAGAGAGAGAGAGAGAGAGAGAGAAUUAUGAAACAUACCUACCUCAGUGGAAAGGAAACGCACCGCCUUGCUGGACUGCUGGUGACGGCCAGGAGAAUUAUGACAUGCCAGCUCCACACACACACACACACACACACACACACACACACACACACACACACACACACACACACGGACAAGAGAUACAGACACAUACACGGAUACAUAAAGUACUAUACACAUUUACACACGUACAUGGAGACACACAGACAUACAGACAUACAGACACACACAGCCAGGCACCACCACUGUCACCCUUCUCGCUCAGGAUUUGGUGGAGAUUAUCGAGUGUUGUCAUUGUCGUUGUUGGUGGUGGUGGUGGUGUUGUUGUCGCUGUUGUUGUUGUUGUUAUUGUUGUUGUUGACGUUGUUGUUUUUAUUGUUGUUGAUCCGGGUCUGUGUGUAGAAAUUUUUAUAUUGUCAAGGGUUUUUCUAUAUUUUUUCUAUUUAUACUUCCCUGUGGCUUUCUUUUUUUAUUAUUAUUAUUUUACUGUUUAACUCUCUCUCUCUCUCUCUCUCUCUCUCUCUCUCUCUCUCUCUCUCUCUCUCUCUCUCUCUCUCUCUCUCACGUAUUUGUUUUGUUAUUUAUCGUUGACUUUUGUGGCGGCGAGUACGAACAGAAAUUCAUGUUCAGAUUAAAGCAUUCAAUCAUUUCACCAGCGUGUUAAUUAAUUGCUUCCCUUUUUUCAUAUCUCUUUUUUUUCCGCUCUCGUUUUGAUAAAUUGUUACAGUCUCUCUCUCUCUCUCUCUCUCUCUCUCUCUCUCUCUCUCUCUCUCUCUCUCUCUCAACAUAUGUCACAUUCCUCCUCUCUCUCCACCUUCCUCCCCCGCAUCUCCACACCCUCCCUGCGUCUAUCACCUCGGCUCAUGAAGCUAUUUAUUAUUCUCAUCGUAACAUGCCUGUCAUAUUUUUUUCCUAUAACAUCCCACUUAUCCCUUUUUUUCCAACGAUUUUGUGUGAAACUGCCGCUUUAUGGAGGAGUUAGUAGCCCCAUGAGCCGACCGCGUGCUGAAAUACAUGAGGUCAUUUCAUUUUUAUCCCUUGCAUUAUUUUGACACGUGUUUUCUUCAUUGUUAACGACUCUGAAACAUUUCUUCUUGUUCGACAGCCAUCUCUGAAGACUAUAAUGGGUAGAAAUUGUAUAGGGUAUUUUUUUUUUCUAAGUAUUUUUCUCUUUUGUAGAUGCUUUUAAAGAUUUCACACGUUUUUUUUAGUAUCGAGAGUCCUUGAACGUCACUGGGAGAGGGUUGAGAAUAGAUGCUUUGUACCUCGUUUCCUACAAGAGUUAAAGGGAGAGUGUUCAUGGGUAGAUUUUUCCCAGUUCGUUUCGUAAAUUUCUAGAGAUAAAAAAUUGAGGUAUUGGCAAAUUACAGGGAAAUUAACACAUAUUUCUUAUCGACUUGCAAAACGAUGCCAACUUAGCCUAUCCUAACUUUCCUACUCUUCUCCUCACACAUUACAGAGAACUGUUGUAACUUCACGUAAUGCAUAGUUUCGUUUUUCUUCCUCUGAUACAGGUCAUGGUUUAGGCGAAUUAGUGAAAUACAAACGUUCAAUUUUUCACUUGCAAAUCAAUACUCUUAGCCGCCUCUUCUACGUGAGUGAAGAAGGAAGAAGAGAGUGGUUAGGCUUACGCAAUUCAAUAUUUCUGGGGAUACAAAUCGAGGUUUAAGUACACGUUAUAUACACGCGUUCAGCUUUGGCUUGCGAUAAGAUGCUAUUCACUGGAGUAUCUUCCCAUUUACAAGUUAGUGAGAGCGGUUCAAAGUUUACGUAAUCCAGGGUUUCGUUUCCUUCAGUUGAUGCGAGUCGUGAACGAGGCGAACUUCUCAAAUACAGGGAGUCCUUUUUUCAGUUCCAAAUUACUACUCUGAGGCUCGCCUUCUGUGGAAGUUAAGGAGACUGCUUAAGUUAAGAUUACGGGACUCAUUGUUUUGUUCCCAGCGAUAUUCGUAUUACAAGCAGUGGUGUAUCUGUUUAUCUCAAAGAGGAAUGUGCUAAAAAACAUAAUCAGCAACAGAUCUGUAGGUUCAUACGAGGCUCAAAAAGUUUCGCAGUCUUAUCUGGAAUGCAUUGAACACAUUCUAUUUUAUGUUAUUGGGAUUUUCAGGAAAGAGAGAGAGAGACCACGAAAUAUUUCAAAAGAUUGGACCCACGUCUUCGCGUAAUUAGGCUUUAUUCAUGAUAAAAACACAUAAAAACAUCAAUAUCAUCAAUGUCCAUUUCUGUAUCCUUUGAAACUCAUCCUGAAGAGAGAGAGAGAGAGAGAGAGAGAGAGAGAGAGAGAGAGAGUGGGGAAGGAAAGGUAGCAUGAUGUAACGUCUCUGCCCGCUGGUAAUGCCGUUCCUGCGUCAGUGUAACAGGUGGAACUAGACAUGAAGUGCCUGCCUUGAGGCGGGAGCUGUAGUGCCCAACAGAGUUUCGCGCCGCGGCAACGUGGUUCGCGUGCUCCAAAUUAGUGCACUCCAUCCCAGGCUGGUGAGUGCGGCGCUUGGCUGGCCGCGCCACGCAUGAACCCCUGGUGUUCAGCGGCCGGGCUGUCCGGUGCUCCAUGGUUGUCUAUCCGUGAAGGGGCUACAAGACUUGCUAUCCUCCUCUGACCUCACUGUCCAGCAUCACCGCCACCAUGAAGCUUCGGUACGACUUUGAUUCAUCACAGAAGACAUACCGGACGUUCCCUCAGCGGAUGGUGCAGUCCACAGGUCUGGCGGACCGGUGGAGCUUCCUCAAAUGGUGUUGCCCAUUCUGCCUGGACAAGCCGAAAGCCAGAUCUCGCACGUCCAGUGGCGUCCCUGUGAUUCGUAUUACGAGACCUCGAAGUCCAGAUUCAGAUAUAGAGAGCGAUGAGGAGCUGGAGUGGCAGCGAAACAGCGGCCGAAACACUGACUCUACAGUCCAGUCCCCGCGCGAUAAUGGAUGGAAUGAGCCUGGCGGGGACGCUGGCAGUGUGACCAGCAGCAUCGGUUCUGGCGAACUGGAAAACAUCGAUGAAGAGCACAAAUACUAUCGAGAGGACGACAAUGACAGGGACUCUGUGUGGAGCAAGAGCUCCAUUAGAAGCAAAGAUUCCAUUAAAAGCAAAGCCUCCGUCACGGACUCCUUGAAAAGCAAAAGCUCUCAAAAAAACAAACGGAACAAGGAUUCCAAGAAAAAUAGUAAAGGAAGCCGAGACUCCAUCGUGGAUAAAGACUCAAACAAGACUCGCUCGCCAAUGAAAAAGAUUUUUAAACAAUUGAAGCGCACCACAUCCUCGGGAUCCACGUCAUCUGCCGACAGCCGCGGUGACGAUCACACACCACUGAAGUCUGUAUCGCGGCGUGACGACGGCAGGAAGGGCGGGGCCAAGCGACCUGUCUCUGCCUUUGACGGCAAGUGGAGGUCCAUGACAAUGAGCAAUUCACGAACCCAAGAUAAAGAGAUACAGCGAUCAUCCUUCUCCGAAUACAGAAGCCAGACCAUGAAGACCAGUGCCCGAGGCGCUCAUGAUGCCCAAGAGCGUGACGACGAGGUGUUUUUCUCUGACAGUCGCGGUCACCACACCUCGAGUGGAGGGCGGGAGCCAAAAGAAGCCCCAGGAAGUCCUAACUCCCGGCCCCGGAAAUACCACGCCCAUGAAGGCAAUAAAGCAGAGGUAAGAGAUGGGAAGAUAAAUUCUGGAUCAAAGAACUCUGAGAAAAAUGUGGACAGAAACUCAAUAUCCUCUGCCACCCCAGCGGAGUCCACGGAAAAGGAGUCGCUCAGAGCAUUGGCCAAGUGCGAGCCUCCGGAGAACGGAGAUCGAGAAAUGGAACACAAUCCUUGGCCAGGUUCGCAUGAGAUACAACUGAGUUCAGCCAAGAUUGUGCUGCCCAAGAAGCAACACCAACACCAUCAGCAGCAGCAGGAUCCAAAAGAACAACAACGACAACAACAACAGCAUCUGCAACAACAGCAGGAGCAGCAUCAACAGCAUCAGCAAAAGCAGAAGCAGCAGGCUUACCAAGAACACCCAACGCCGUCGACCACACCCUCGCCCCAGCACUCGUCGCCCUCGCCGCUGGAAGCCUGCCCUCCUCGCCCGCCUGCUCUGCCCGCUCGACCCCCACCGCCACACGCCGCCGCCUGCCGAGCCUGCCCAGCCCUUCCAGCCCUCACGAGUUCUGGUCUGAGGCAUCCCCGCCGCCGCCACGCACCGAGCAGCACCGAGAGGAUACGCCCGUAGACAGUUACUCGCACAAAGUCGUCCGCCCACAACCUGAUUACACCGACAAGCUCCUCACCUCAGCCACCGCCACUACUGCCACUCCAGCAGCCAUAUCCAAAACACUCACGCCCGUUGCCUC